Molecule: messenger RNA, 1602 nt
Organism: Aspergillus caelatus
Lineage: Eukaryota; Fungi; Ascomycota; Eurotiomycetes; Eurotiales; Aspergillaceae
Product: amidase
Exons: 7
Coding region: 1-1602 (533 amino acids)
Source: RefSeq, a predicted model, not a curated record
AUGUCGUGGGAGACAGUGUCCAAAAAGGCACAGUCGGAUUUAUUAAGCUCUCUUCCUAGCAAGUGGAAGAUUGGCACUGAAGCUUUUGAGGCAGAGACAGAUGUCUCCCAAAUACCUAAGACAUGUGGGAUCUUGAUUCAGUGCCAGAUCCAGAUUAUGGAGCUCACUGCGACACAAUUAGCGAGACAAAUCGCGUCUCGCCAACUGAAAGCAGUGGGAGUUUUGGAAGCGUUUGCUGUCCGUGCUGCUAUUUCCCAUCAAUUGCUCAACUGCCUCACUGCAUGGUUCCUGGAAGAGGGGAUGCGACAGGCUCAACGUCUGGAUGGUAUUCUUGACAGUGGAGGCAAGCCCCUUGGCGCAUUACAUGGCGUUCCUAUGGCAUUAAAAGACUUCUACAAUGUAAAAGGUCACCCGACUACUCGAGGAUACGUUAUGAAUAAAGACGACAUCCAAGAUCAUGGUUCGGCUAUCGUGGCAACACUACGCGCUGCAGGUGCCGUCUUCUUUUGCAGAACCACCAUGCCUCAAACGGGCAUGGCUCUCGAAACAGUCAGCAACCUAUGGGGCCGCACCCUGAACCCUUUUAACACUAAGCUCGUUGCCGGAGGUAGCUCUGGUAGAGACGGUGCGUUGGUUGCUAUGAAAGGAUGCCCAAUUGCACCCUCAUCGGAUAUUGGCCGUUCAAUUCGUAAACCGGCUGCUUUCAACGGACUGUAUGCGAUUCGGCCUACAUCGCUCCGAAUUCCUAAAGCCGGCUGGGGAGGUUCAAACGCGGGUCGGAUCUCGAUCCGAGAUUCAAUUGGCCUAGUCUGCCACUGCGUCGAAGAUGUCCGAAUGUUCACAGAAAUUCUUACUACAGAUCCAGCCCAUAGAUACGAUGCCUCUGCCGUCCCUCUCCCUUGGAGGCAUGUUUCGCUGCCAAAAGGGAAGUUGGUAGUAGGUGUCAUGGAAUGGGAUGGUGUGGUUAUGCCUCAGCCACCUGUUCCCCAAGCCAUGGAGCAUGCGAAACAAGUUCUGGGUAAAUCUGGAUUUGAAGUCAUUGAAUUCCAGCCACCAUUCGAUUGCUGGGAACUCGAGAAAUGCACAUUCGAUAUAUACUCCCAAGAAGCAGGCGAAGAAACCCUUGCAAAGCUUAAACCCACUGAAGAACCACUUAUCCCAGGUUUCGCAGAUCUGCUUAAGGUCUAUAACGCGCUCCACCUCAGCGCUCUAGAGCUUACAAGCCAAAUCACUAGAUCAGAUCGCCCCAUGGAUGCGUUGAUCUGUCCCGUUGCACCUUCAGUGGGAGCACCUCAUGACUACAAUGCUUACUGGGGGUACACGUCCAUGUUCAACUUCCUCGACUACCCAUCCACAAUCCCCCCCGUGACUAAGUUCAAGAUCGAUCCUCAAAUUGAUCGUCUCGAUCCAGCGUAUCGGCCUUUGAGCUCGAAUCCUUAUGACAAGGCGUAUCAGGCGAUGUAUGACGCGGAGAUCUUCGCCAAUCAACCGUCCACUGUACAGAUCGUUGGACGUCCGUUUGAUGACGAGGAGCUUAUCGAGGUUACUGCCGAAAUCGACAGUCUCUUCAAAACGACUGAGCAAGUGAUGACGAAGCUGUGA